GCUAACUCAGUCUAGGUUUAGACAUUCUGUCCGGUCUCCAUUCAUUCAUCUGAUUCUCUCCGACGGUCGGGUAAUUCUCUGGAGAAAUUUGCAGAGAUGUUGCAGAGCAAGGUCUUCAACAAAAAAACCAGAGGAGGGAGAAUCCAGAAGCAAGUGAGAGAGGUGUAUCUACGAGAUGACAUAUACUGCGGAGCUUUUGCUUGCAAGUCCUGCGAUACUUCAGCUGCUCGCUUGUCUUCCUCUAAGAUUAUUGUCGUGGAUACCAACGUCGUUCUUCACCAAAUUGACUUGCUGGAGAAUCCGGCCAUAGACGACGUUGUUGUUCUGUCCGUGGUGUUGGACGAGGUUAAGAACAAGAACACGUCUGUUUAUAACAGAAUCAGAGCUCUCUGCAGCAACCCAGCACGGCGAUUCUAUGUUUUCUCGAAUCAUGUCCACAAGGAUACUUACGUGCAGGCCAUGGAGAAAGAAAGCGCCAAUGACCGCAAUGAUAGAGCUAUCCGGGUUGCUACACAAUGGUACCAGAAACAUCUAGGCAGUACAUCCAAGGUGUUGCUUAUAACUAAUGACAGAGAAAAUAAAAGGAAGGCAGCUGAAGAAGGAAUUUCUGCAGAGACAAUUGAGGCGUAUGUUAAAUCACUGGGGCAACCCGGUUUGCUGGAUCUGCUUGUCCAACCAUCCAGUGAAGACGUUACCAUGGAAGAUGUUGAUGAUUCCAGACCUUCGAAGAGGAAAGUCGUAUACCCAGAGCAUAAGCCCAUGUCUGAGAUUACUGCUGGCCUACACCGUGGAAUAUACCAUCAAGGGAAACUUCGCGUCAAUCGUUUCAAUCCUUUUGAAGCUUAUGUUGGAAGCGAGAGCAUUGGCGAAGAGAUAAUUAUUUAUGGUCGUAGCAACAUGAACAGGGCUUUCGACAGUGAUAUUGUUGCUGUUGAACUCUUGCCUCGAGAUCAAUGGCAAGAGGAGAAGGCAUUAUCCAUAGUUGAUGAAGAUGAGGAAGAGGAUGAUAAUGUUCAUCUGGUUCCCAACAGUGCUGAUGAUGCUCCCAGAACCUCUAAUUUGGCACAAGGGACUUCUGGGGAUAAAAGUACUGUCCCUGCUCGCCCAUCAGGUCGUGUAAUUGGUAUUAUCCGUAGAAAUUGGCACUCCUAUUGUGGAUCUCUUGAGCCAAUGUCACUGCCUGCUGGUAGCGGUGGUGUUGCACAUGCUUUAUUUGUCUCCAAAGAUCGUAGAGUUCCAAAGAUCAGAAUUGUCACACGCCAGCUACAGAAUCUUUUAGACAAGAGGAUUAUAGUGGCAGUUGAUUCUUGGGAUCGGCAAUCUCGGUAUCCUUCUGGCCAUUAUGUACGGACAAUUGGGGAAAUAGGUGACAGGGAAACUGAAACUGAGGUUGUCUUGAUAGAGAAUGACGUUGACUACAGGCCAUUCUCAGCUCAAGUUUUGGCUUGCUUGCCACCUUUGCCCUGGUCUGUAUCUUCUGAAGAUCUGGCCAAUCCUAUCAGGCAAGAUUUGCGGCAUGUCCGUGUCUUUAGUGUGGACCCUCCUGGUUGCAAAGAUAUUGAUGAUGCACUGCAUUGCACAUCUCUUCCUAACGGGAACUUUGAAGUUGGAGUCCAUAUUGCUGAUGUAACAAAUUUUGUUCUCCCUGAUACUCCUUUGGACGACGAGGCAUCAAAAAGAGGCACAUCUGUUUAUCUUGUUGAGCGCCGCAUUGAUAUGCUUCCCAAGCCUUUGACAGAAGAUGUCUGUUCACUUAGAGCUGAUGUGGAGAGGCUCGCAUUCUCUGUUAUUUGGGAAAUGGGCCCUGAAGCUGAGAUUAUCUCAACGAGAUAUACAAAGAGUGUCAUCAGGUCCGCUGCAGCAUUGUCCUAUGUUGAAGCUCAGGCUCGGAUGGAUGAUAGCCGGUUGACCGACCCCCUGACUACAGAUCUGAGAAACAUGAACUCUUUGGCAAAGAUUAUGAGGCAAAGGCGUAUUGACAGGGGAGCCUUGACUCUUGCUUCUGCUGAAGUCAAAUUUCAGAUCGAUACAGAGACUCAUGACCCUCUUGACAUCGGCAUGUAUCAGAUUCGAGAAGCAAACCAAAUGGUUGAAGAAUUUAUGCUUGCGGCUAAUGUUUCAGUUGCAGAACAAAUCCUCAAACAUUUCGCUUCUUGUUCACUGUUGAGGCGUCAUCCUAUUCCGACAAGAGAGAUGCUUGAACCAUUGCUGCGUACUGCUGCAGCUGUGGGAAUUACCUUAGAUGUUUCGUCAUCCAAAACUCUGGCCGAUUCACUUGACCGUGCGGUGGGUGAGGACCCGUAUUUCAAUAAGCUGAUCAGGAUAUUGGCAACUAGGUGCAUGACUCAGGCUGUAUACUUCUGUAGUGGGGACCUCACUCCACCAGAAUAUCAUCAUUAUGGGCUUGCAGCACCUCUCUAUACUCACUUUACAUCUCCCAUUCGAAGAUAUGCAGAUGUCAUUGUACACAGAUUACUUGCUGCUUCAUUGGGGAUAUACAAGCUUCCAACAGUGUUCCAAGACCAACCUCAUCUUACUAGCGUUGCUGAUAAUUUGAACUAUCGGCAUAGGAAUGCCCAGAUGGCAAGUCGAGGUUCAGUAGAGCUGCAUACUCUCAUUUACUUCCGAAAGCGACCCACAGAUGCAGAGGCGAGAAUUGUGAAGAUACGAUCCAAUGGUUUCAUAGUGUUUGUUCCUAAGUACGGUAUAGAAGGGCCCGUUUAUAUAAUAGCGAAGGGUGAGAAGGGAGGAGGAGACUGGUACGUAGACGAGCAGCACCAGAAGGUUGUUAAGAUGGAUGGCAGUUUGUCUUACAGCGUCUUGCAGACUGUGAGGAUUCACAUGGAGGUAGUGGAGCCGCAGCCUAACCGGCCAAAACUCCAACUAAAUCUAUUGUAAAACUCUCAACCUUGAGUCUCACUUUCACUUGUGUUUUGUGGUUUGGACAUUGUUGGAGUUCUGGUGCUUUACAAUUAUAGAAGUAGCAAGUUUAUGUUUGGUUUUAUGCUAUUUAUUUUCUUCUUCCAGUUUCUGCACUCAUUUUCAAUGAGUUCAAGACAUUGUAACAUCGUUUUAUAUACAUCAGUGGACAUGAUUUUUGGGAUU
This is a messenger RNA of Tarenaya hassleriana, 3105 nucleotides long. Its product is annotated as exosome complex exonuclease RRP44 homolog A. The record is from RefSeq and is a predicted model, not a curated record. Lineage: Eukaryota; Viridiplantae; Streptophyta; Magnoliopsida; Brassicales; Cleomaceae. Gene Ontology annotation, molecular function: endonuclease activity; 3'-5'-RNA exonuclease activity; RNA binding. The transcript has 24 exons. Gene Ontology annotation, cellular component: cytoplasmic exosome (RNase complex); nuclear exosome (RNase complex). Bases 97 to 2898 code for a protein of 933 amino acids. Gene Ontology annotation, biological process: rRNA catabolic process.